Molecule: messenger RNA, 3808 nt
Organism: Grammomys surdaster
Lineage: Eukaryota; Metazoa; Chordata; Mammalia; Rodentia; Muridae
Gene: Tmpo
Product: thymopoietin
Exons: 4
Coding region: 236-2314 (692 amino acids)
Molecular function (GO): DNA binding
Source: RefSeq, a predicted model, not a curated record
CGGGCUCCAGGCUUGGCCGCACUUGCUCACCAGUCGUGCGCCGGGGGCUUUUGUGGCGGGGCCGGCCUAGGCUUUGUGUCCGAGUUCUGCGCCGUGCCCGCGGCGCUGCUCCGGGUCAGGGAUUCCCCCUAAGCGGCGGGCGCAGCCCCCGGGACCAGUGAGCGAGCGAGAGAGCGCGCCGGCGUGAGCGGCGGCGACCGUGAGGGGCCGAGGAGGAGAGGAGGAGGGGGACGAGAUGCCGGAGUUCCUAGAGGACCCUUCGGUCCUGACCAAAGACAAGUUGAAGAGCGAGUUGGUCGCCAACAACGUGACGCUCCCGGCCGGCGAGCAGCGCAAGGACGUGUACGUGCAGCUCUACCUGCAGCACCUCACGGCGCGCAACCGGCCGCCGCUCGCCGCGGGAGCCAACAGCAAAGGGCCGCCCGACUUCUCGAGCGACGAGGAGCGCGAGCCCACUCCGGUGCUCGGCUCCGGGGCCUCCGUGGGUCGCGGUCGCGGCGCCGUCGGCAGGAAAGCCACAAAGAAAACUGACAAGCCCAGGCUAGAAGAUAAAGAUGAUCUGGAUGUGACAGAGCUCUCUAAUGAAGAACUUCUGGAUCAGCUUGUGAGAUAUGGAGUGAAUCCUGGUCCCAUUGUGGGAACAACCAGGAAGCUGUAUGAGAAAAAGCUGUUGAAACUGAGGGAGCAGGGAACAGAGUCGAGAUCCUCUACUCCUCUUCCAACAGUCUCUUCCUCUGCAGAAAACACAAGACAGAAUGGAAGUAACGACUCUGACAGAUACAGUGACAAUGACGAAGGAAAGAAGAAAGAACACAAGAAAGUGAAGUCCGCUAGGGAUUGUGUUCCUUUUUCUGAACUUGCAUCUUCUCCCUCUGGUGCAUUUUUUCAGGGUAUUUCUUUCCCUGAAAUCUCCGCCCGUCCUCCUUUGGGCAGGACUGAACUGCAGGCAGCUAAGAAAGUACAUACUGCUAAGGGAGACCCACCUAGGGAGACUUGUACUGAUACAGCCUUGCCUGGGAAGGGACAGGCGCAGAAGUUAGCCCCUGGACGGAGUUUAUUUAUUCCUUCAGAGUCUAGCUAUGAUAGAUGUGUAGAGAAAAGUUCUUCACCAUCUUCUCAGCGUGAAUUUGCUGCCAGGCUGGUCUCUGCUGCAGCUUCUCCUUCACUGAUAAGAGAAACCACUACUACUUACUGUAAGGACAUAGUAGAAAAUAUUUGCCAUGGAGGGAAGAGUAGAACUCAGCCAUCUCGUGCUGAGGAGCCUGGUGUUUCAGAUCAGUCAGUUUUCUCUAGUGAAAGAGAAGUACUGCAAGAGUCGGAGAGGUCACAGGUCAUUUCUCCACCACUUGCUCAAGCAAUCCGAGACUAUGUCAAUUCUCUGUUAGUCCAGGGUGGAGUCGGCAGUUUGCCUGGAACUUCUAAUUCUGUACCCACACUGGAUGUAGAAAACAUAUGUAAGAGACUUGGCCAGUCCAGCCGUCAAGAAUCCGAAUCCCUGUCCCCUCCCCGAAAAGUCCCUAGACUCAGUGAGAAGCCAGUAAAGGGAGGGGACUCAGGCCCCUGUGUGGCAUUUCAAAAUACACCUGGAUCCGAACAUAGGUCUUCUUUUGCCAAGAGUGUUGUCUCUCAUUCUCUUAAUACUUUAGGAAUAGAAGUGUCAAAGCAGCCACAGCGUAAUCAAAUAGAUACCCCAGAACCAUCUUUUCCUCUCCACGAGUCUAUCCUAAAAGUCAUCGAAGAGGAGUGGCAGCAGAUUGAUAGGCAGCUGCCCUCGUUGGCAUGCAAGUAUCCAGUUUCCUCCAGCGAGGCAACUCGGAUAUUAUCAGUUCCAAAAGUAGAUGAUGAAAUCCUGGGGUUUAUUUCUGAAGCCACCCCACGAGCAGCCACUCAGGUGUCCUCCCCUGAGUCUUGUGAUAAACAUGUGGACUUAGCUCUCUGUAGAUCUUAUGAAGCUGCGGCAUCAGCAUUGCAGAUUGCAGCCCACACUGCCUUCGUAGCUAAGUCUCUGCAGGCCGACAUAAGUCAGGCUGCACAGAUGAUGAACUCAGACCCCAGUGGUGCACAGCAGGCACUCGGGAUUCUGAACAGAACCUAUGAUGCAGCUUCCUAUCUUUGCGAUGCUGCAUUUGAUGAGGUGAGGAUGUCUGCCUGUGCCAUGGGGUCUUCUACCAUGGGCCGGCGGUAUCUGUGGUUGAAGGACUGUAAGAUUAAUCCAGCUUCUAAGAAUAAACUGACUGUUGCCCCCUUUAAAGGUGGAACAUUAUUUGGAGGGGAAGUACACAAAGUUAUUAAAAAGCGUGGAAAUAAGCAGUAAUAAGGUUUAGAACAAAGACAGAAACUUUGACUUGGAGAAUUUGUGACUCCUAAGAAUUUAGUCUCCUAAUAGAGCUAAUUUCAAGGUGUUAAGAUUCCACUCGUCAAGUUAGAGUAUAAUUGCAAAUAUAGAAGCCUAGUACAGUUGAAGCUUAAGAGAUCACAUUUGCCUUACAAGAGUUUACAGCUUCCUAUUUUACACACUGUAGAUUUACAAGGAAUUCCAGCAACUAAAAUAAUCGGUAGAAUCCUCACUUUAGUAUGCCGUUCACAUACUUCCUUAUGUGUAGGUCAGAGGUAAACAUGGUUAGUCACUUGAAACACUGUUUUUGUUGUUGUUUUGUUGUUUGUUUCUUUUCCCUUCCUGCUCACAGGCGUUUAUUUCUGAGAAGUGUAGUGUGUAGGCAUGCCAAGUCUCACAGCUUUUGGGAUUUCAGUCUGCUCUGCUUUCUGCUGCUUACUUUGAUUGCAUAAAUUGGUUUGGCUAAAAGUCCUUCUGUUGUCCACUCAUUACAUUGCAAGACAUCUUACAGGUGAUCUUUGUACCAUAAUUCUUAGCUAAGCAUCUUCAUGCUCUUAACAUCUGUUCACACUCUUGUUCAUACUUCUGUCUGCAACGAAUUUCAUAAUUCUAGAUGAGUGUAACUCUUUUAAGUGCCAGUACACAGACUUACCGAUUGAUUCACAGACAAGUGUGUGCAUGUAUCAAAGGGAAAGGCACUGCUGCUCAGUGGUAAGUGCGUAAGACUAGCAUGCAUAUGAGUUCAGUUCACAGCCACUUUAAAAAAGUUUAAUGAGAAUUUAAAUUGAGAGAUACUUUGUAAACAAAUGAUAAGAGGUAAACUUGCAUACCUAUAUGUACAUAUAAACACAUUUAUGCAUAUUUUUACUAAAUGAAUAGAAAAGGCAGUGUACAGUUUUAUGACUGAGAGAGGAGGUAGCCAACAAUUCCUGGUUAUACAAGUACUUGGACCACAUUUGAGGAACACAGCUAGGGGUGAUAAGUAGAAUUCUGGUAUACCUCAUGUUCACUCAACAUGACUAUUUUGUUAGAUGAACAAGACACUACAAAGAUGGGGCUUUUUUAUUUUCUACGUGUAUUUAAAGGUAUUUUGUACAUCCUACGUAGUUAAAUUUCCGAUCUGGAUGCUAAAACCAAGUUAUUUUCUAAAAAUCUUGAGAAUUUUUUACUAUACCCCAAUGUCUGUUUCUGAAUAAAGCAAUGUAUUACUCUGUUUUCACUUGUAUGGUUGUAAGGUAAGGUAUCCUAGUUAUAGAGAUGGAAAAUAGUCUCAAGCAUAAUCAAAUGCAAUCUUGGUGUACAUGUCUGCUGCUCCCAUGUUCUUAAGACUACACAUUCCAUCUCUGCAGCUUUGUUACUUGUCUUCUAAAAUGUACAUGUAUACAUGUACCUGUUAAGUGCUGUGUGAUUUCUUUAAAGCAAUGUAUUCCUGUAGAAUGCUUCUACAAAUUCAAUAAAGUUGUUAAAUUUGAA